AUGUAUUUUCUUCUCUCCUCGACGCGCUAUGAUGCAUCCCUUCUGAAAUUUGGAUGGAACAAUGAUAUCGAUGGACCAUCUCCGUUUUUCAUCCUUCCAUACCACUUCGACCGCCUUCAGGAUGCAGCUGAGCAACAUGGCUGGCAGGAGGCCAAACGUUUGUUAUCCUAUGCGAAGCUGAAGGGGAAAUGUCGUAGCAAGGUUGAGGAGGAAGGCACGGGGCAGGCUGUCAAGGUUCGGAUAACACUUUCUGAGGCAGGAGAAAUAGAAGUGACUGUUUCUGCUGUCCCUCCAUUCCAGGCGAAUCCUAUGAGCCUUGUACACUUCAAUCCAACAUUAGAUGUUUAUCCCAUGAAUGAUCCUGUCGUGUCUGUUUAUCUCGACUCUAUGAGCACGCCCUCGACCCUCUUCACCCGCACAAAAACAACACAUCGAGUACCUUAUGACGAAGCUCGAGCGCGCUCAAAGAUAUCAUCGCCAACCUCGGAGGUCGUUUUAUUCAACGACGAUACUUCCAUAACAGAGGCGUCCAUAUCAAAUGUCUCUUUCUUUCGCGCAGGACGUUGGUUAACGCCCUCCGCAUCCACGGGAUGUCUUCCAGGUGUUGCUCGGAGGUGGCUGCUCAGCAAUAAACUCGUGGAUGAAGAUCAUGAAGAACAGUUGACCACGAAUAGCAUCUCAGAAGGGGAUUGGGUAUUGCUUUCAAAUGGUGUUCAAGGAUGUAGAUUGGGAAAAAUUACACUGAUUCGAUGA
Molecule: messenger RNA, 753 nt
Organism: Lentinula edodes (shiitake mushroom)
Lineage: Eukaryota; Fungi; Basidiomycota; Agaricomycetes; Agaricales; Omphalotaceae
Product: aminotransferase
Exons: 2
Coding region: 1-753 (250 amino acids)
Biological process (GO): carboxylic acid metabolic process
Molecular function (GO): catalytic activity
Source: RefSeq, a predicted model, not a curated record